This is a messenger RNA of Laccaria bicolor S238N-H82, 1002 nucleotides long. RefSeq lists its product as uncharacterized. The transcript is spliced from 6 exons. Bases 1 to 1002 code for a protein of 333 amino acids. NCBI's taxonomy places the organism in Eukaryota, Fungi, Basidiomycota, Agaricomycetes, Agaricales, Hydnangiaceae. The record is from RefSeq and is a predicted model, not a curated record.
AUGUCAGCAGAUCAUGUUGAAUGUGAAAGACAUAAUGUGCAUCCAAGUCGUACAGUCGACAAAACCCACAUAGCUGCAGCCAUUGACUCCGAACUUCGGGACGAAGAUGGCGAUCCGAUACCUCAAAAACAACAGCGCGCUCCCCAGGCAUGCAAGGCAGUGCCAAAGCGCAAGAGAAACGAUGCUUGCGACGAGGAAUCGGACCCAGACGAUGGUGACUUCGCCGCGUCGGGCGAAGGCUCUGAAGACUCUACAAGUGACGACGAACCGGUCAUUAUCAGCAAUGUAGAGGUGGCAGAUAUGCUGCGCUCCAAGACGAUCCCAGAGGCCAGUGGGCGUAAAUUACGCAUGAAGGCAAAAGGCAAGCAAGCUGCAUCACGCCCUUCGAAGAAAAAGGCGAGACAUGCCCCUGUCGAGAUAGAGGAAGUCGAGGAUGAGGACAGUGCAAGGAAUAUUGCAGCGAGGAAGGCGCCUGUCACCGAAGCAGCAGUGGGUCAUCAAGGCAAGUGCAAGACGGGCAAGGGCAUAAAAAAAAACCCAAUCUAUUGGUUUUUCGAAGUUGUUUCCAGCAACGCAGAAGGUUCGGUGGGAAACCCAGGGGAUAAGCAUUACCGGUGCUACCACGGUUCACACAAGAUCAUCACGAUCACAAAGGGUAUGAACAGUAAUCUAAAUUGUCUUAUCAACCACCUUCAUGUUCAUGUUAAGCCAAUGUACAAUCUCUGGGAGAUACUCAAGGGUCGGGAUGAGCCCCCAACGUCUGAGGAAGUCAAUAUUGCAUGCAGAAAAACACAAUUGGAUGGUAAGACUGAGGCGGAAUAUCUCAAGAAACUUCAAGAUAAAUCAGGGAAUAUCAAGAAAGCCUUUGAAGAUCAGAAGGCACGUGCAGUGGGUCUGUGGGAUCAAGAUAAAUUUGAACGGCUCCUCACCAAGUGGGUUGUUGCAUGCGACCAGCCGUUUGAUAAGGUAGAAAAGCCCGAGUUUAUUAAUUUAAUGGAGUAG